CGCCGAGACGGCCUGUCCUCCUUUGGAGUUCCUCGUGAUGCGACGGGGGAUCUUCACAAGAGCGCUGAUGAUCUGUAGAAUGUAGAGCGGCUGUUUGAAGUCAUGCGCGCGGUAGGUAGCUUACGCAUAAGUGUCUGUACUACUGACGUUAGUACACCACAUGGGCAGGUUGGGAAAACACCCGUAGGAGAGAACCCAUCUAGACUUCAUGUCUCCACUAUCGCAAUCGCAGUUGCAACCCCACCUUCCAUACUGGUCGCCCAUGCAAACAGACAACAUGUGGUCUCUUCAAGGGCUAGUUUUCGACAAACGCCGUGCCGGCACCUUAUCACUUCGCCCUGCUUAAAAGCUUCAUUAUCCUUAAGGCCUCACCCUUUUCAAAGCUCACCCGUAGCAAGUCUUGAAGAAUGUCAAAGUCAGCUGUCGUGUUUGGCGCCUCCGGCGUGACAGGAUGGUCCUUCGUCAACGAGAUCCUCUCCGACUAUCCCGAGAAGAACAUAUGGAAGCGGGUUCAUGGUCUCAACAACCGACCCCUCGCCCCGAACCAAACGCAAUGGCCAGAGGACCCGCGCCUAAAUCUGGUCUCUGGCAUUGACCUACUCGCACAUAGCCAAGAAAGUCUCAACAAGGAGCUGGUAGAGAAGAUACCAGACAUCGGGGAGGUGACGCACGUAUACUACUUUGCGUACAAGGCGGGUAUGGAUGUACAAAAGGAGUUGGACGAGGCUGUAGAGAUGUUUUCCAAAGCCGUUACAGCUAUGGAUAAGCUCUGCUCGAAGUUGGAAUACGUCGUGUUGCAAAUCGGCUCGAAGAUCUAUGGCUGCCACCUCCUCGCUGCGCUUCCCUGGUUCGACGAAGUCGCUCCUCCAGGCACCACCGGGCCCAAACUUCCUCCACCGCCGCUCAAAGAAUCUUACCCUCGUAUACCCAGCCCGUACGCCGAGAUGCUCUUCUACCACGCACAGAACGACUGGAUCGCCAAUUACGCGAAAGACAAGAAAUGGAGCUGGAUCGAGACUCGCCCCGACCUCAUAAUUGGCUACGUACCCAACCAGAACUUCUACUCGCUGGGUACAUCCAUGGGCAUCUAUCUGAGCCUCUACAAAGAAAUCCAUGGCGAGGGUGCCGAGUGUCCAUUCCCCGGCAACCAGGGAGUCUGGAAAGCGCUGAGCAACGACAGCAGCAGCGACAUGAUUGCGCGCCAGACCAUACACCUCACACUCUCUCCCACUACCAAGAAGGGAGAGGCCUACAACGUCGCCGACUCCAAGACACCUUCGAACUGGGAGCAGAAAUGGCCAAUUUUGUGUUCCUACUUUGGCCUCAAAGCCACUGGGCCCGGAGCCGCUCCCGUUGAUGUGCGCAAGUUUAUCAACGACAACAUGGAGACAUGGCUGGCAAUGGAGAAGAAGUAUGGGCUGCAACAUGGCCACGUAGACGGUGGCCGUGGACUUCAGAUUGCCGAAUCGAUGCUCAUGACCAAGUUUGACUUUGAUCGUCACUUUGAUAUGACCAAGAUGUACUCAACAGGCUUCACCGAGGAGAGGGGUACGAAGGAGACUUGGGGAACUGUCUUUGACAGGAUGAGGAAUGCCAAGAUCAUCCCGUAGAUAUUGGAUGGGGCAUGACAUGCGAUCACCGACAAUAACAUGAAACACCUAGAAUUCUUGGAUGCAUUACCAUAGCCUGUCGUACUAUGUC
Messenger RNA from Alternaria rosae, 1701 nucleotides. RefSeq lists its product as uncharacterized. The record is from RefSeq and is a predicted model, not a curated record. Lineage: Eukaryota; Fungi; Ascomycota; Dothideomycetes; Pleosporales; Pleosporaceae. The coding region runs from base 408 to 1610 and encodes 400 amino acids. The transcript is spliced from 3 exons.